Messenger RNA from Ectocarpus sp. CCAP 1310/34, 690 nucleotides. The record is from the annotation of a GenBank genome assembly. NCBI's taxonomy places the organism in Eukaryota, Phaeophyceae, Ectocarpales, Ectocarpaceae.
AUGCCCCCCGCUGCCCGUCCCCCAUUUUCCCUCUUUCCACGAAAUUCACCACACCCGCAGGGGUGCAAGCUCAACAGGAGGGACAUCGCCCGUAUCCUCAAGCAGAACCCGGAGGACCGCGACCUUGACGCUCUCGCCGUCCUCCUCAAGGAGGCCCACUCUAAGGGCUACACCGGCAAGAAGGUCGACGAUGGGAGGGACGCCCUCGCCUGGGGUUCGAAUCCUGUCGAGGCUGUCUUUCAGCAACAGUCGGCCCUCCUGGAGGACACCAAGUGCGCCAAGGUCGCCGAGGCAUGUCCCCAUGGUUCUACUUCGCUUCUGGUGAAGAGGAAGUGGUUCGACCCUCGCGGAGGCUGUGCGAUCACGUCCUGCGUUCACCUGGAGAAUGGUGACGGAGGAGGGGGAAGAGCGCAAGACACAGCGAGCACUGUGGCUGAGGCUGACGGGAGAGACGAAGAGAACACGAGGGCGCCCGAAGCAUCAGCCAAGGGGAACGACGUCGCGAUGAAGGCCAUCGCCGAGAAGCUUGCCGAACUCUCGCAGCAGCACCCCGUGGGUUCCGUCAAGAAGGCCCUCGCAACGAUGCGACAGCAGCAAGCGAAGGCAAGUGCACGACAAGGAACGUCGAAAUCGGAGUUUUGUGCACCGUCGUCAUACGUUCCCCUCCGAAGAGUGCGUGUAUUUCAGUAA